UUGCUCCCUAUAAAGGGCCUUUCACGAAGGCAGCGAACCAGAGGCGGCGACAAGAUGAGGCUGCUCACUCACAACAUGCUCUCAUCAAACAUCAAGGGCGUCUCCAAUGGCUUCCCUCUGCGGAUCGAAGCGGAGAAGGUGCUGCAGAAGCAGGUGGAUUUCAACUCCGAUUUCCUCCGCAACAUGUUCCCCAAGAUCGAGUGGAAGGCCCUCGUCGACGCCGCCGCGGCCCUGGGCUACGCCGAGCUCCCCGAAGCCGCGGCCGCCGCCGCGGCCAUGCUCGACUCCGAGGAAUUUCUCCGCCGAUUCCACCACGCCCUUCUCGAGCUCCACCUCGAGGAGGGGGCCCUCGUCUGCCCCGAGACCGGCCGCCGCUUCCCCGUCAACAAGGGCAUCCCCAACAUGCUCCUCCACGAGGACGAGGUCUGAGGUUAGGGUUAGGGUAUCGUAACAGUCUUUUGUUAGGGAUGGUGGUUGAUUACUAUAAUUAAUUCUGCUUUAUGUUAUCAGUUAUUGCGGAUUUGCAGCAACUUGUAUAAUUGAUCCGAUCCAGUUCUAUAACAUAUUCACAAGAGAAGAAUCAAAAUGCCCUGGGUUUCCUCAUC
Molecule: messenger RNA, 605 nt
Organism: Diospyros lotus (date-plum)
Lineage: Eukaryota; Viridiplantae; Streptophyta; Magnoliopsida; Ericales; Ebenaceae
Product: multifunctional methyltransferase subunit TRM112 homolog A-like
Exons: 1
Coding region: 55-429 (124 amino acids)
Biological process (GO): peptidyl-glutamine methylation; rRNA (guanine-N7)-methylation; tRNA methylation
Molecular function (GO): protein heterodimerization activity
Source: RefSeq, a predicted model, not a curated record